AUGGCGGAUUGUGUUUCACUUACUGGCUUCAUCAUCAGUGUCAUCGUACUCUUGUGUUACUUAUUGAUUACACCCUCUAAACCUUCCAUUCAUGUAACCGAUGCCUCGCUCACCCCUCCUAACAACAACACCACCACCCACCACCACUACAAUCUUGCCCUAAACAUCACCCUCCGGAACCCUAACAUGUCCUUCAAAACCUAUAACAAGAAGACCAAACUCGUUGCUUACUGCAAGAACAACCAGAAGCGAAUUGGCACGGCGGAGUUGUACCCCUUUGGGCAACGCACAAGGAAGACAACUACUUUUACAGCAUUGUCAUUCAAAGGGGAAGAAGGGGAGGAUGACUUGAAGGCAUGUGAGGAAGGUGACAAUGGCGAUUACGAUGACGUAGUUAUCAAGCUCUAUCUUACGAAUAUCUACUAUCUGAUAGGGCCGAAUGUAAAAGGGAGCUGUUGGGAAGUGGAGACCGAGUUCGUAUGUAACUUGAAGGUUCCUCUGAUCACUGGUGCUUAUGUUAAUGGUUCCCAAUCCACCAUGGCCAAUACCACUGGUGGUAGUCCGAAAAGUUUUACGGCUACAAAGUGCAAAUCAAAUUUCUCUCUUUAUCACUAG
Rosa chinensis is the source of this 615-nucleotide messenger RNA. RefSeq names its product NDR1/HIN1-like protein 3. Lineage: Eukaryota; Viridiplantae; Streptophyta; Magnoliopsida; Rosales; Rosaceae. The transcript has a single exon. Gene Ontology annotation, biological process: defense response to other organism. The record is from RefSeq and is a predicted model, not a curated record. The coding region runs from base 1 to 615 and encodes 204 amino acids.